AUCGAGAGUUUUGAUUGUUGUGAGGUCAGCCGGGUUACUUCCGGUUGUCGUUCUUUUCUUUUGAAACGUCAAAAAGUCUGCACGUUUCGCAUUCAUUUUCGUGAAAAUUCCACAAUUUUCCCACUAAUACAGGAUGCCGCGUGAAAUCAAGGAAGUUAAGGAUUUCCUCAUCAAAGCACGCAGGAAAGACGCCCGUGCUGUGAAGAUCAAGAAGAAUCCCCAGAACACCAAAUUCAAGAUUCGCUGCUCACGAUUCCUCUACACCCUCGUGGUUACGGACAAGGAGAAGGCAGAGAAGCUGAAGCAAUCCCUCCCACCAGGUCUCCAGGUGAAAGAAGUGAAGUAAACAAAGUGUCUGGGAUUUGAGGUUAUGGCGUGUGGAGUGCCGGAAAGGAAAUAAAAACACGCUUUUGCAAAAAA
This is a messenger RNA of Lutzomyia longipalpis, 420 nucleotides long. RefSeq names its product 60S ribosomal protein L38 (gene RpL38). NCBI's taxonomy places the organism in Eukaryota, Metazoa, Arthropoda, Insecta, Diptera, Psychodidae. Gene Ontology annotation, biological process: protein-RNA complex assembly; translation. The coding region runs from base 134 to 346 and encodes 70 amino acids. Gene Ontology annotation, molecular function: structural constituent of ribosome. Gene Ontology annotation, cellular component: ribosome; cytosolic large ribosomal subunit. The transcript has 2 exons. The record is from RefSeq and is a predicted model, not a curated record.